This is a messenger RNA of Haliotis rufescens (red abalone), 2307 nucleotides long. RefSeq names its product collagen alpha-2(I) chain-like. The transcript is spliced from 3 exons. The record is from RefSeq and is a predicted model, not a curated record. The coding region runs from base 1 to 2307 and encodes 768 amino acids. Lineage: Eukaryota; Metazoa; Mollusca; Gastropoda; Lepetellida; Haliotidae.
AUGUGUUUGUCUUUCCAUCACUCCUACCACUGCACUGAGCUUCACAGCACAUUACCAGGAGUUAGGAUCUGCCAGGCAGGAAAGGAGAGGGGUACAGGGGUACAGGGGUACAGAAGGGACAGGCAGGAGAGGGUACAGAGGGGCCAGGCAGGAGAGGGCACAGAGGGGCCAGGCAGGAGAGGGGUACAGAGGGGCCAGGCAGGAGAGGGGUACAGAGGGGCCAGGCAGGAGAGGGGUACAGAGGGGCCCGGCAGGAGAGGGGUACAGAGAGGCCAGACAGGAGAGGGGUACAGAGGGGCCAGACAGGAGAGGGGUACAGAGGGGCCCGGCAGGAGAGGGGUACAGAGGGGCCAGGCAGGAGAGGGGUACAGAGGGGCCCGGCAGGAGAGGGGUACAGAGGGGCCAGGCAGGAGAGGGGUACAGAGGGGCCAGGCAGGAGAGGGGUACAGAGGGGCCCGGCAGGAGAGGGGUACAGAGGGGCCAGGCAGGAGAAGAGAGGGGUACAGGGGUACAGGGGUACAGAGGGGCCAGGCAGGAGAGGGUACAGAGGGGCCAGGCAGGAGAGGGGUACAGAGGGGCCAGGCAGGAGAGGGUACAGAGAGGCCAGGCAGGAGAGGGGUACAGAGGGGCCAGGCAGGAGAGGGCACAGAGGGGCUAGGCAGGAGAGGGGUACAGAGGGGCCAGGCAGGAGAGGGGUACAGAGGGGCCAGGCAGGAGAGGAGUACAGAGGGGCCAGGCAGGAGAGGGGCCAGGCAGGAGAGGGGUACAGAGGGGCCAGGCAGGAGAGGGGUACAGAAGGGACAGGCAGGAGAGGGGUACAGAGGGGACAGGCAGGAGAGGGGUACAGAGGGGCCAGGCAGGAGAGGGCACAGAGGGGCCAGGCAGGAGAGGGGUACAGAAGGGACAGGCAGGAGAGGGGUACAGAGUGGCCAGGCAGGAGAGGGGUACAGAGGGGCCAGGCAGGAGAGGGGUACAGAAGGGACAGGCAGGAGAGGGGUACAGAGGGGCCAGGCAGGAGAGGGGUACAGAGGGGCCAGGCAGGAGAGGGGUACAGAGGGGCCAGGCAGGAGAGGGGCCAGGCAGGAGAGGGGUACAGAGGGGCCAGGCAGGAGAGGGGUACAGAGGGGCCAGGCAGGAGAGGGCACAGAGGGGCCAGGCAGGAGAGGGGUACAGAGGGGCCAGGCAGGAGAGGGGUACAGAGGGGCCAGGCAGGAGAGGGGUACAGAGGGGCCCGGCAGGAGAGGGGUACAGAGAGGCCAGACAGGAGAGGGGUACAGAGGGGCCAGACAGGAGAGGGGUACAGAGGGGCCUGGCAGGAGAGGGGUACAGAGGGGCCAGGCAGGAGAGGGGUACAGAGGGGCCCGGCAGGAGAGGGGUACAGAGGGGCCCGGCAGGAGAGGGGUACAGAGGGGCCAGGCAGGAGAGGGGUACAGAGGGGCCCGGCAGGAGAGGGGUACAGAGGGGCCAGGCAGGAGAGGAGAGGGGUACAGGGGUACAGAGGGGCCAGGCAGGAGAGGGGUACAGAGGGGCCCGGCAGGAGAGGGGUACAGAGGGGCCAGGCAGGAGAGGAGAGGGGUACAGGGGUACAGGGGUACAGAGGGGCCAGGCAGGAGAGGGUACAGAGGGGCCAGGCAGGAGAGGGGUACAGAGGGGCCAGGCAGGAGAGGGUACAGAGAGGCCAGGCAGGAGAGGGGAGAGGGGCCAGGAAGGAGAGGGGUACAGAGGGGCCAGGCAGGAGAGGGGUACAGAAGGGACAGGCAGGAGAGGGGUACAGAGGGGACAGGCAGGAGAGGGGUACAGAGGGGCCAGGCAGGAGAGGGCACAGAGGGGCCAGGCAGGAGAGGGGUACAGAAGGGACAGGCAGGAGAGGGGUACAGAGUGGCCAGGCAGGAGAGGGGUACAGAGGGGCCAGGCAGGAGAGGGGUACAGAAGGGACAGGCAGGAGAGGGGUACAGAGGGGCCAGGCAGGAGAGGGGUACAGAGGGGCCAGGCAGGAGAGGGGUACAGAGGGGCCAGGCAGGAGAGGGGCCAGGCAGGAGAGGGGUACAGAGGGGCCAGGCAGGAGAGGGGUACAGAGGGGCCAGGCUGGACAGGGGCACAGAGGGGCCAGGCAGGAGAGGGGUACAGAGGGGCCAGGCAGGAGAGGGGUACAGAGAGGCCAGGCAGGAGAGGGGUACAGAGAGGCCAGGCAGGAGAGGGGUACAGAGGGGCCAGGCAGGAGAGGGGUACAGAGGGGCCAGGCAGGAGAGGGGUACAGAAGGGACAGACAGGAGCUCCCACUCUGGAUACAAUUUUGGCUACAGGUAG